CAGAUAACACUCUUCAAAGAACACAUGUUAUCUUCCUUACCACAAUGAUGACUAUAAAUGACAUCCAUCAAGCCCAACAGGAUUAGUUAGUGCAGACAAGCCAAGACAUCAAGAUGUGGUUGGAUUUGUAUUUGGGAAUGGCAGUUUUUCUCAGUGUAGAGUGCAAACCAUUGAACAAGGGGACACACAACAAGUUGCUAGUGAUCUCCUUUGAUGGUUUCCGAUGGGACUAUGAUCAAGACGUAGACACCCCUCACAUGGACAAGUUAGUGGUAGAUGGAGUGAAGGCAAAGUACAUCACCCCUCCGGCUAUCACCAUGACGUCUCCAUCUCACUUUACCACCAUAACUGGGAGAUGGAUAGAGGAUCAUGGAGUUGUCCACAAUAUGAUGUUUAAUUCCACAACUCAUCAGAAAGUCGUCCAUAAAGCUACCUUGAAGAGGUCUGAGUGGUGGGACAAUGGAGCCUUACCGUUGUGGAUUACAGCACAGAACCAGGGCCUGAAAACGGGUUCCUUUUUCUUUCCAGGAGGAGCCGCCAACUACAGUGGUCAAAGUGUAAACCGGGCGGUGGUUGAGGAAACAGGUCAACAAGAUGAUAACGAAACAGAGUGGCAACAGAAUAUUGACACUGUGUUGAGCUGGUUCACCGAAGAAGAUUUUGACUUUGUGACUCUGUACUAUGGAGAGCCUGACAACGUGGGUCAUGCCAAAGGACCAGACCAUCCUGACAGGAAAACCAUAAUAAAGCAGAUUGACCGCACCAUCGGAUACCUGAGGGAGGCCAUCCAGCGAGAUGGUUUGACAGAUAACCUGAACAUCAUCAUCACCUCUGACCAUGGCAUGACCACCGUCAAAAAAAGACCUCUUGUAGAUGAGAUAAUCCUCUCUAAAUACCUGAAUUUCUUCAACUUGGUUUAUUUUGAGCUCCUUGACUACGGCGGGUUUGGAAUGAUCACGCCGAAGAAAGGAAAGGAACAGCAGGUUUAUGAUGCUCUCAUGAAGGCCCCAAACCUCACAGUCUACAAGAAGGAAGAUAUGCCAGAGAACUUUCAUUUGUCCAAGAAUGACAGAAUGCAGCCUAUUAUUGUCAUUGCUGAUCUAGGUUUCAACUUAAACUCGCGGUUCAUCGUCUACGUAAACAAAGGAGAUCAUGGAUUCCACAUGGACGAAAUGGACAUGAAGACCAUCUUCCGUGCUUUUGGACCAGAUUUCAAAAAGAGUUAUCUGUCCGAGCCCUUUGACAGUGUCCACAUCUACCCUCUAAUGUGCAAGCUGCUGCAGAUAGAUCCAGCCCCUAACAAUGGUUCCCUAUCUGUCACUGAGGGCAUGCUGGUGCAGAACGGUGGGAGAAGAAAUCAGAUGUCCCUUGGUGUUUUGGCAUCGAUAUUUGUCUACAUUUUAUUUGUCAUGUAGUUAUUUAUGAUGUUGGUUAUUUUCCGUAAUGUUCGUUAACUGAAAACAAUUGCAUAGUUGAAUCAAUCAUAACCAAAACUCCAACAAAUGUUUUUAAGGAGGAUCACAUUCACUAUGAUGUUCAUCAACAAUAUCCAUCUGAUUGUAUUAUACACUCAGUUUCUAGGUUAUUAAGUACACCUAUCUAGUACCGGGUCGGGACCCCCUUUGCGUCAGAAAAGCCUGAAUUCUUCAGGGCAUGGAAACGUUGCUCAAUUGGUAUCAAGGGAAAACAAUCCCCACACCAUUACACCAACA
Molecule: messenger RNA, 1712 nt
Organism: Oncorhynchus tshawytscha (Chinook salmon)
Lineage: Eukaryota; Metazoa; Chordata; Actinopteri; Salmoniformes; Salmonidae
Exons: 5
Coding region: 114-1415 (433 amino acids)
Source: RefSeq, a predicted model, not a curated record